GCACCAAAAAAGUGGAGAGCAAGUGAGGGGUGUACUUUGUUUAUGACAGAACAAUCUGACAGAUAAGGCAUCACACAUAUUGGUCCAAAGUCCAGUCCUCCUCGAACCAAUGAAGCACACUGGUAUUGACAGUUCACAGAGACUAUACAGAUCUCUGUUGUGGAAUACCGGCUAACUGUUUAGGGAUAAAGAGAGAUGGAUAUCCUGGAGACGAGUGAAUAUGAUCGGAGAAAACGCAGGAACACGUCCUGUGUUUUAUUUCUUUAUCUUCUCCCUUUUUUUGCAUCCUGCACAGUUUUUUUCUACAUGUGGAUCCCAGAUUCUGCCCCCUCUUUGCUGGCUGCUGGCAUAAAGGCCGCCCCUAUCCUCUCUCUGGCUCUUCUGGUUUUUAGCUAUAAUGGAGGGUGGAGUCUAAUGGGCGUGACCGGAGGAUUGCUACUCUCAGCGGGUGGAGACUGUUGCCUUGUUUGGCCACAACUUUUUAUCCAUGGAAUGGGAUGUUUUGCUUUGGCCCACAUAGUGUAUGCUGUCACUUUCCUCACCCCUCGAUAUUCUACAACGUCCUCUUCUUCCUCACGCUACGUCAUCUACCUCGUGCUGUGGUUGAUAGGCGGUGGACUGUACGUUUACCUGGUACCCUUCCUCCGGCUCGAUCCAGACGGCGACGUUCUCGUUCCAGCUAUAGGGGGUUACGUGAUGCUCAUCGUCAUCAUGGCCACAAUGGCUACUCGUACACGGAGGCCGCUCCUUAUGCUGGGCAGCUUGGUCUUCAUGGCUUCUGACCUUACGAUUGCACUGACGAAGUUCAAUGUCGUUGAUCUAGAAUACAAAAAGCACAUCAUUAUGGUUACAUACUACCUGGCACAGAUGAUGAUUGCGGUGGGCGACGUGAAGGCAAUGAUGGAGGCAAAUGCGGAUGACAUCCUCAAGUGGAAGAGGUCUUAAGAUUUCUGGAUGUUAGUUCAGCCAUUAGCCCCCAUGUAAUAGUUCACACAUCAUGUGCAAUUGUGUGUAGUAUUACUGAGAAGGGUUGAUCACUGGAUACAACGGGCCCAUGUUGGAUAAGCUGGGUUUGUCAUCUAACAGUAAAUGCAGAACUUCUGUAUAUGGACAUGACUGAAAUACAAUCUUAUAAUCUUAAAUAUAUUACACAGCCUGACCUAUUUUUUUUGUAAACCUUUGUUCAGGCCAAACUCCUAUCAAAAGUGUCAAGUUUUUUCUCCUUACCUUAAAGGGGCCAUGGCAUGAAAAUCUGACUUUUUUCCAUGUUUAAGUGCUAUGAAUAAGUGCAAACCACCAUCAUUGUGAUCAGUGUUUGAAUUUCAUCAGCUCAUUUGCAUUUUAAAGGACACACCCAAAAUGGCACAUUUUUGCACACACCUACAAAGUGGCAAUUUUAACAUGUUAUAAUAAAUUAUUUAUAUGGUAUUUUGAGCUAAAACUUCACAUAUGUGCUCUGGGGACACCAAAGAUUUAUUUGACAUCUUAAAAAAGUCUUGUGCCAUGGCCCCUUUAAUCUAUGUUCAGAUACUUUAUGUGUUUAACACUGAGACUAUGUAAGUGUGCAAAGCAGAAGACAGACUGUCCUAUUCAGAAAGAAAUAAAGGAGGCGAUGUCACUGUGCACAA
Molecule: messenger RNA, 1628 nt
Organism: Misgurnus anguillicaudatus (oriental weatherfish)
Lineage: Eukaryota; Metazoa; Chordata; Actinopteri; Cypriniformes; Cobitidae
Gene: tmem86b
Product: transmembrane protein 86B
Cellular component (GO): membrane
Molecular function (GO): hydrolase activity
Source: RefSeq, a predicted model, not a curated record